This is a messenger RNA of Lontra canadensis (Northern American river otter), 574 nucleotides long. RefSeq names its product LIM domain containing 2 (gene LIMD2). The transcript has 5 exons. The coding region runs from base 160 to 546 and encodes 128 amino acids. Gene Ontology annotation, molecular function: actin filament binding. Lineage: Eukaryota; Metazoa; Chordata; Mammalia; Carnivora; Mustelidae. Gene Ontology annotation, biological process: actin filament bundle assembly. The record is from RefSeq and is a predicted model, not a curated record. Gene Ontology annotation, cellular component: actin cytoskeleton; plasma membrane.
CGGGGACCACUGGCAGCGGCGGCAGCUCGCGCCCGCGCCCUCCUCGCACCCGAGGCGCCCCCCGGAGACAGACCCCCCCCGCCCCGCGGCCCAGGCCGGGGCCCCGAACCCAGCGGGUGCCGCGUCUCCACCUGGGGCCUCCAUCACCCCCACCGAGCCAUGUUCCAGGCUGCAGAAGCCGCCCAGGCCACCCCCUCUCAUGAAGCCAAAGGCAGCGGUGCCGGCAGCACUGUCCAGCGCUCCAAGUCCUUCAGCCUUCGGGCCCAGGUGAAGGAGAGCUGUGCCGCCUGCCAGAAGACCGUGUACCCCAUGGAGCGGCUGGUGGCCGACAAGCUCAUUUUCCACAACUCUUGCUUCUGUUGCAAGCACUGUCACACCAAGCUGAGCCUGGGCAGCUACGCCGCACUGCACGGGGAGUUUUACUGCAAACCCCACUUUCAGCAGCUGUUUAAGAGCAAAGGCAACUACGAUGAGGGCUUCGGCCGGAAGCAGCAUAAGGAGCUUUGGGCCCACAAGGAGGUGGACUCAGGCACCAAGACGGCCUGAGGCCCCUCUGCCAUCCACUGUCUCUGUA